AGUUCUGAACGGGCACUAGAUGAAGCAUUGGAGGGGUAACUGGCUGCAAUUAACAGCCCAACCAAGAGCUAGGCACAAGUUUACGUCAGUGCCAUUGAAGCAGGUUGGCUGGCGCACCAUUUUGGAACUUUGGCUGGCAGUUGGCGUAUGAACAACACGUUGACCGCAAGUGUCGGAAAUGUGUAUCAACAACAGAGCAUGGCCCAAGCCUCCAGCUGCUUCUUUGCUGCUGCCAAUCGUAUUGCUCUCGGCCAGCUUGGGUGCUUGCCAGGCCGACGGAAUGAAAGUCGGCGAUGGCAUUAGCUUGCCAACGGCGGGGCCAUCGCUGACUGUAGAGAAUGCAAGCAGCUCGGAUUUUGAGCAACUCAUCGAGGCGACGCUUAACGAAUCAGCCAACAGUCGAACAAUGCAGACACAGGAGCUGCUCUCGCGGAAGCGACGCUAUUUGGUAUUUCCGGAGGGCAGUUCCUUUCAAAUGGUGUUCGACGAAAUCAUCUGCGUUGUGGACUACACCAACUAUCUGGUGCUGGGUAUUACCGUUGCUUUGGCUUGGGAAUUGCCGAGCAAGCCGCCCAGCGAAGCCCUUGAAGAUAUAUUGAACAAGCUCGAAGAUGGCACAAUAGAUGUUAGUCGCAAUGACACUGUCUCCAACAUAACCUACGUGGACGAUGCCCAAAAGGCAACACAACAAACUAAUAACAACAACGAAAGCUACAAGCCCAACUACAUCAACUUAUCGCAUGGGUCAGGUGGGAGCAGCGGUCAGAAUUCUUACUAUAGCAACACACCUGUGUUUCGCACACCUAUGCAUCCAACCUAUCAAUAUGCGGACAGCUAUUACCGACGACCCACUGCACCGGCCAGACGAAAGGAUAAUCACUACUACUACAGCCGUCCAAUGAGCAGCAUACGCAAUCCCUUUCAUACCGACUCCUAUCCCUACAGCCCGGCACCGACAACACGCUAUCCCUAUUGGGCAUUGACAUCGCAUCUAAAGGAAUCGCUGCAACGCCGGAAUAACUACUAUGGUUCAGCUAAUAGUCAGCACCAGCGAAAUAGCUACUAUGCACCAAAGGUAAACCGACAACGGGAACACAAAAUCUAUCCGGUGUAUGGCAAACGCAGCUUGCCAGAUGCCUCUAAUCCGCAUCAUCGUCACAGACGUAGUGGAGUUGCCAGUGUGCCCGAUGCUGAUCUAACUCGAUUGGAAAGCAUUCAGAUCAAAUAUCAUCGCAACAGUCGGCAGACCUUGUACGGCAGAAUUGAAAAGUAUCUGGAUAAACGCGGUCACAACGGACAUCAGUGCGUGUUGCGCACGCUCUGCGAAACAGGUCAGAAGUCCACUGAACAGGAGCCCGGCAGCUUUGUUAGCGAACUGCUACGUGCAAUAUUUACCAUACCAGAGGCAUUGGACCACGAACCUGUGGCCUAUCGAGAUACACGCUAUGACAAAGCCCAUGCCCAUGACGGUGACUGCGCUGCUCUCUACCCCGAGUGCAAGCUGUCCAUCUGGGAAGCACCCUUUGUCCAAUAA
Molecule: messenger RNA, 1534 nt
Organism: Drosophila hydei
Lineage: Eukaryota; Metazoa; Arthropoda; Insecta; Diptera; Drosophilidae
Exons: 4
Coding region: 179-1534 (451 amino acids)
Source: RefSeq, a predicted model, not a curated record